AUGCUUAAAGAUGCACUGAAUAAGCCAAUUGACGAAAUCAUACAAUUUCUAUGGCGACAUGAAUGCCCUGAAGAUUUAGAAGAUCAGGAAAUGGAAUUUUUGGAAGCUCUAAAGCUAAUACUUACACAUUUUGCUGGAAAAUGCAAACGAAAGAAAAGAGACAGCACAAACUCUGAACGGGCGUUCUGGAUCAGUUAUGUGAUUCCAAUAUUCGAUGCAUUUGCGGAUCAGACUGGCCUUCUGAAUUUUAGAUGGUGUGAGAUCUACCUACAAUCUCAUGCGGAUACAAAUCCUGGGGCAGUACGAUACGUGGACGGUCUUGGUCUAGAUGAGUCAGAAAACGAAAGACUAGUGAUGGAAUCAUCAAGUGGGGAGUAUAAAGAAAAACCCAAUCACACUGAGGAUGAUACAUUGAAGCAAAUCCACAGUUCAAUAAUGAUGCUAAAAGUGGACAUUAACAACUACCGCAAUUCAGCUUUCUCUACGAUAUGCCUAGUCAAAACUUUUGGUCUUCAUUGUGUGAAGAAAGAUAUAACUCUCACGAAAACCAAACUUGACGGUGCCACUGGUCGCUACAUAUACCAGGAAAUUAGAUCUGCUGAAAUUCCAGUAGCAUAUGAAAAGCGGCACAAAUAUCUGAAGAUUGCGGAAUUGCUCGCGACAUUAACAAAGUUAUUGGUUAUCCAGAAAAACGUUAGAGAAAAAUUAGAAAAAGAAAGGUCCGAUUAUAUUCCUGUACCAGAAAGUUUACGAGUCCAAGCUGUACUUGGUCUUUAA
Phycomyces blakesleeanus NRRL 1555(-) is the source of this 777-nucleotide messenger RNA. RefSeq lists its product as hypothetical. Bases 1 to 777 code for a protein of 258 amino acids. The transcript has a single exon. The record is from RefSeq and is a predicted model, not a curated record. NCBI's taxonomy places the organism in Eukaryota, Fungi, Mucoromycota, Mucoromycetes, Mucorales, Phycomycetaceae.